This is a messenger RNA of Triplophysa rosa, 1715 nucleotides long. It is a transcript of the gene cfap300, whose product is annotated as cilia and flagella associated protein 300. The coding region runs from base 85 to 885 and encodes 266 amino acids. Lineage: Eukaryota; Metazoa; Chordata; Actinopteri; Cypriniformes; Nemacheilidae. The transcript is spliced from 7 exons. The record is from RefSeq and is a predicted model, not a curated record.
GUCCUGCUCCUAUGACGUAAUUCUUCACCGUCCCAACUGAGAGUGCGGCUGGUUUUGUUGUCAUGGUAACGCUCAUCAAGCAGCAUGGCGGAGGAGAAACUUUCAUUUGAGCAAGCGUUCACAUUCAACUUGCUGUCCAAAAAAACGUCCACGUUUCAGCAAGACCCAAAAAUAACAAGACUCCUGAUGAAAUGGUCGAUGUUGGGUCGCAUAACCACCCAGGCAUUUAACUUUGACCAACCCUUCCAGCCUUAUAGGUGGAACGACUUUGCCUGGAAUUUCUUCCAAGAUCCCUGUGUAAAGUACAAUUUGAAGGUACUUGAUAACUCUGGAUCAUGGACACUGCUGGGUAGAGACGUCACACAUGUAAAUGCUGAAGUUGUUCCUUGUACAAAAGUGUCAGUGGAAAUGUUUGAUCCAAUUUACUCAAACGAUAUUGUGCACCCCUCUGGACACAUUGUCAAAUGUUACCAUGAAAUACACCCUAACUUUGAUGAGUUACGAAUGAUUUUGCUUGAAGAGGAUUCUGACAAUUAUCAUAAAAUCAGUGCAGAUGAUCGUCAGGAAUUUUUGUUCAGAGUGUUCAAGCAUAUGGUAUUAGGAGGUGAACUUUGCCAAUAUGAGGAUGUUAUUCACCCUUACAUUGACAGUGCUAAAAUAAUAUACAAAGAUAUGGUCAGUGUUCAGAAGGACCCGGGCACAAAAGAGAUUAGAGUGGUCUCAACGGUCUUGAAGGUUUCUGCUUAUGAUAUGUCUGGAUUGUGCUACCCAGCUGCAGUAGAAAAUGAGCAGACGUUUGCUUACCUCUGUAUUGAUCCAUUCAAGAGGCAUGUGUAUGUAUUAUACCAUUCGUUCGGUAUAGGGGAUUUUUCAGAGAAACACUGAAAAACAUAUAUUAUAAAAUACAUGUAUAUGGUUAUUAGUACACAUAUUUGAAUUUGGAAAUUUGUGAAAAGAACUUUGAUGGAAAUUGUUUUUGUUAUUAUAUUGGCCAAGUUGUUCUUGUUAAUUAUACAUAGUUGUUCUAAUUCUUGUUUUUUUUCCACAAUUUUUUUAUAAAGUACACUAAUAGCCUAUGUUAUGCAUGAAAUACUCUAAUCUUUCUUUGUUUAUAUCUACAAUAUAUUAUUAUGUGUUGUACCUGUCCUUUUAGUAAAGGUUAAGAGCCAAAAGUACAAUUAGCCUACAUGUGUGUUUUUAAAAAUGGUAUUGAUGAUACAAUUAAAGAUUGGCUUGCUUCACUCCCAUUCUCCCUUUUAGAUCUUCAUUCAUUUAUGAAAUAAUUAAAUAUGUUGUCCUUUACAUUUUUAUAGUACUUAUAUCACAACAGGUAUUGUUUAAUUAAGUUAAGUAACAACUUUCCCCGGGUAUUUUAUACCUGAACUUUCAAACGCGUGAUUCUUGUAAGCAUACCAUCAGAUAUUUCCUUAUUUAGUCAUUUAUGAGCCUAAAAACUAAGUAGCCUAUGUGAUUCUAUAAUUACGGGUACAUACCAUGUCCAUGGGGUGUAUUUAUCAAUUUGACUAAAUAUUCAUUUCAAGCAAUGACCAAUUUUAUAUUAGGUGAUAUUUCUCUUUCUUUUAAUACAGAAAGUUAGCAAGUUCUUUAAUUAUUUAGCAAAAAAUGCAAAUAAUAUACUGGAAUUUUCCAGUUUUUGUGCUGUCCGAUUUCAUACAUUUCAAGUUUGCUCUUCAAAAUUAACCCUAUAAGACAUG